UGUCCACGUUACGUGCAUGUCCCGGCAUAGCAGAGUUGCUUGGAAAGGACGUGGGCACAUCAGUCGACGAGGAACUGUAAGACUGACAGAUCGCGCACAGAGGUCGUUUGAAGGCCAAACCUACCUUAACUUAGAGCCGAUGGCAGGAGUCUAGAACGGCGCGUUCCUAGCGCCAAUUUCGGGAAGUUACAAAAUUCCAACUCUGGAGAUGUACAGUUUGUAUGCACUCGUUGUUCGUGAUGUGUUUGCCAUAUUAUUGUGCUGGAUAGGGUUCAAUUCUGUCCAUGUCUGUCAAGUCCUGACAAACAAGGAUAAGAUGCCUGCUAUCCAGGCUCGCCCAAGAUGAAAGUUACUCAGGGCAAUCAGGGCCUUAAUGUGCUUGCUUCCCCUCUGUGCAGAAAGCAUGUUUAAUUUCUUGAUUGCCAAUGUGUAGUUUGAUUCUGAGGUCCCCAGUCUUUGAUUGGGGUGUGAUUCCGCCUGCUUCACUGGAAAAUAAUGCGAACAGCCUUCUUAGACUUUGGCUACUGCCUCGUCCUCAAUGUCUUUAUGGGUCAUGCUCAUGCCACUCGGCCUCCAAUCUGCUAUACAUUCCAUUAGUAUAUCUUAUCCGAAGUUUCCGAACAACAAUGGGGGAGAGCUUCUACUCUCCCAAUAUGGAAGUUAACCACCGGACACAGCGUCGGCCAAAGACACACGUUGUUCUCGUCCACUCACAGUCCACUUGACACUUCUUGCUUACUCCAUUUGGCCCACUAUUCUUUGUACCAAAAUGUCGCGUCUUUGGCUUCCGAUCAACCCUCAGUUUGAAAAACCGCAACUACCUUACCCCUUUCUUACAUGGAAGCCGUUCGAUAUACCAAAUGAUAUCACAACCUUCGAGGACGCGCUACACUAUGCUCUUGCGCAAAGAAACCUUACUUACGAGCAACUGGCACCUGUCAAAAGGGAGUACAGACAACGCACUGAUUCAAAUAUGAGGCAGACUAAGCGAGUUUGCAUAGUUUGUCGUGACGGAACUGAGUACUUGGACCAUACCAAGACUCAAAACCGCCACGAAGGUACAAUCUGUCACAAAAAGGGUCUAGCUUACGUUCUCGGCCUUGACGAGGAUACAUUCCUUCACUAUUUUGUACCGUGCGACUUUUGCGCUCAAACUUUCACUAAUGAUCGCGCAUUGAAAAACCAUCUCCACAAAUUUAUUCACACUUCUAAUCCGACACAAGCGGGUGCGUCUGAGGGCGUCAAGAUCAACCGGCCACGCGAAGACAUGACAGGCGCGGCUGAAAACAAACCGCAUUAUAAUUCGAAAGUUUCCUCGAGAUACAGUAGCCAUCACGCGCGUCCAGUCUUGACUUCCGUCGAUAAUUUGUCUGUCUCGGUUUCUGGUAGCUCAACAAUGACGCCUCUCUCUUCGCCAACCUCACGGCUCCCAGGCCGGGCUGCGUGGGCGGUCGACACAACGGACUAUCUUUCCCCCCGGAGGCUUGUUCCUGGUCAAAUGUCAUCACAAAUGGCAACCUCUUCUUCGACUGGCCAGCUUCGUUCUCUGACUCUUCCGUCCAACAAAACCUUCACGAAGUCUGCGGCAUUUAUCAAUGGCCAAUCUGUUACUGUCGCAGCGCCUACCUCAAGUAGUGCACAUAAUGCUUCCCCUCCUCCUCCUUACACCUGUAUCUCUGGACAUCCUCUCAAACGCAAACGAAGUGAUGAAGAUGAAGGGACAGGUCGGGAAGUGCCGCCCUCAUUCCACCCUACCGCUCAUUCUCGCACCGGAGUCACCACACAAGAGAGGCAGCUCAGGCUGACCCAAGUCCUGGAUAUCAUCUACAAUCGGCUGGAUUGGUCUCGUUUGGAAGGGGAGGACCUGGUCCUCGUUGUUGCCUCCUACCUCCAAUGUCGCCAGUCACUGCGCGACAUGCACGUCGUUCAUAGACCGGUCAUUCUGCCAAGGCCGAUAGCCUACCAGUGGCGGACUGACGACUAAUUGUGACACAGAAGUGUUUUCUAACCUAUAUAUCCCGACACCCUUAUACCUAGCCGAUCAAGCAUGUCUUUUGUUUGAUAUCAUGCGUAUUACUUUUUGGACCGUGUGCGUACUGUAAUGUACCAAGUAUUGUUAUGCCUACAAACGAAUUCCCACACCUAUUCUCACU
Messenger RNA from Somion occarium, 2153 nucleotides. The record is from the annotation of a GenBank genome assembly. NCBI's taxonomy places the organism in Eukaryota, Fungi, Basidiomycota, Agaricomycetes, Polyporales, Cerrenaceae.